GGGGGAUCCUUAACGAAAGUUGCUUAUGUGUCUGCAUUUUCCAGAAAAAGGCCAAAACCACAAACAUGUGCUACGCCAGAUAGCACUGAUGAAACGCAGAAGGUACUGUAAGUAGUAGGAAUACCAGAAAUGUUUAGGCGCGGUUAUACGGCUGUAACUUUUGUAGUGCGCCUCAGAUAUAAUGGUAUCUUGUGUACGUUUAUGUAUUAUGAUGGUAUCUUGUGUGAGUUUAUGUGUCCGAAUUCGGCGACGAAUUAGCAAUAAUCACUUAAUGUUCCCAGGAGCAAGGAAAAAUUGAAUUUAAUAUACAUUUACAAGUCUUAAUGUUGUAAUAAUGUUGGAGGUUCAAAAUAUGUUAAAAAAACACUUUUAGCGGUCCGAUCUUUAGAUGAAUAAUUCAUUCAUUUAUAGCUCACGGAUUGAAACGUAAGGACUGACGCUCUUUUAUCUUCGUGUAGUUAAUUUAACGCCAGUGGAGUUAUUUUGAACCCAAUGUUACUCCACAUUUGGAGUUAAAUUUGGUUCAAAAUAACUCGCGAAAGCAAAACGUUAUGCUGUAUGACCAUUAACCCCAUAGAGAUUAUAAAUAACACUAGAGAAGGCAUCGAGUUUAAAAAUUGGGAACGCAGCUAAUGGGGGGCAAAUUCAAGUCCCGGAUAUAAAAUCGUGCUCUCAUUGGCUGAUUUGAAACUCGUCACCAAUGAGAACACGAAUACACAUCCGGGACUUGAAUUUGCCCCCCAAUAGCUGCGUUCCCUUUUUUUUACUGAAUUAAGAUUACAAUGCCUCCUCUAGUGUUAUUUAUAAUCUCUAUGAUUAACCCCACGUGACGUAGCGCCUUGCUCACGCCAUCUCGCGCCGUUGUACGUGUUUAUAACGCGUUUACGCGUUGCGUGUCAAUUGGUGACGUCAUUAGAAAUGCCAAUUUUUGAAAAACAGUGCGCUAUAUCUCAUUAUUUCGUGCGGUGACCUGUGUUGAAAUUUCGCACACUGCAUAGUAUACUGCAAAAAUCUUUCAAUAUACCAAAAAUAAAAAAAAUUCUGUAUAAUGCCCAAAAAAGUUUUAUCGAGAAAAGCGACAUUUUUGCGUUUUUAAAAAAAUAGCAUUAAUACAGAAUUUUUUAUAUUUUGCUUAUGCAUGUUUAGUCUAUGUUGUAAGUAAAGUAUUCCCCCCCCCCCAAAAAAAAUGGGGUCACGGUGCUUCUUUUCCAACUACACAGAGCAAUAUGCUAUUUUGGAAUGAAUUUCGUAAGCGUGUGUUGCCAUAGUAACGCACUAUCGAUGUUUAAAACUGUCAAACUAUAUACCUAAAGUUUUGAAAACUGUAUCGAGCCACCUUAAAACUCCCUGAAAUUAACAGCAAUGGUCGAAAAUGGAAAUUUUUUCUUCUUUUCUAUAAACCUCCGAGUAUAGGCCCUGUGCUUAUAUUGGUUCGUAAAAAAAUUUUAUAAGACUAUACAUGCGGGGUUUAUAUGCGUGGGGCUUAUAUAUACGGACGACAUUUGAUGUUAGUAAUAAUAUUUAUUGUACCUGUAAACUAUACCGUGAACGAAAAAAAUAUAAAUGAAUAUAGAGUAUGCAACACAUAAUAAAACAAGUUGGUUGACUAUAGUAGUGUAAUGCAGUGUAAUGUAAUUAUCGCUACUCGGAAUCCCCGUCGCUGCGUUAAUAAAUACCUGUCCAAUAAUAAGCCCAUGGGCUUAUACACGGAUGGGCUUAUAGGGGGGGGGGGGGUUGUGUGUUAUAUUCGAAAUGGCGUGAGCGUUGGUCAAUAUGGUGGGCUAAAACAUGGGACUUAUAUUUGAGGUACUUAUGUCUUAUAUAUUCGGAGUUUUACGGUAUUGCCAGCCUGCAUGGAAAGUAUUCCAUGCAUGCCGAAAUAGUCCAUUACAAAUCAAACUUGCAAAACAAAACAAAUGCGUUAAAGCGUUAAUGCUGGGGCUAUAGUGAUACGCUUGUUAGAUGGUACUACAAUCAUAUGGCCAAUUGAAGAGUUAAUUGUGACCUGCCCUCUGUUGCAACAUUGCGGUGUCCGUACCAAGUUUGGUACCGCUACCAUAGCAGACGGUUUUUUGGGGAGAAGUUUGUUCCGAACUAAUGACCUUUAAUAUUAAGUUAACUGCCUAUAAAAAUUCCUUGGACGUUCUCUGAAUUUCCUUUUUGCGGGAAAAUUAAUUAAUCUCGGACUCUCAGGGCCAACUAUCUCUGGUUUUAUGCACCCAAGUGACCCAACAGGGACAAAUAGUCUGGGACCUGUAUAGAUGUUUGUAUGCGUUUCAUUUACCACAGGUAAUCUCAACUGUUUUAGGGUAAAAUGACCAUGGCGGUCAACAUGGCAUAUGUACCAAAACCUGAAUCCGGGGCGAAAGUCCUGAAAAUGACCCCGCCCUGAAACGGCCGUGCCGACAUAGCUCCAACUUCCGAAAACAAAAAGCAACAGCCUUUCUGAAGUGCUUAUAGUGUUCAGAAGGGUUGCUUUUAGGGGUGGUUAAUGGAAGGAAAAAUUUGUUUAAGUAUAAUAUUUUACAAGAAAAUGACCACACACCACCCCAGGUAAAUUGCUAAUUAUGCAUAAAAUAACUAAUAUGCCUGGCAGAAAUUAAAUGUUCUUAUUUCCUAAAAAAAAUUAUUAUCAUGGGAUGAAAAACUAUGCUUAAUUCAAUAUAAUUAUUGUGGAUUUCAUAAGGAUUGUCAUUGUUUUCUUUAAAUAUAAUACAUUUUAUUUCACUCACCCCCCACGAAAACACGAUUUCAGCCAUAUGUUGCCGUCUUGUUUGCUUUUUAUCGCCGAGUCACCCAGAUAUCAUCCAGUUAUUGUACUUUUACAUAAUGAUAAAUGGCUAAAGAAGAUUUCAGCCAAGUUUCAUGAAGUUUUGAAACAGUGCAGUGUAUUUUAUCUUCGAUAUUGUGUCCUUCGAUAUUUCGUCAAAUUGCCGCCAUUUUAAUGGCUCGCCGCUUCUCUGCCCGAUAAAUGCCACGUCUUCGUUUUCAUAUGUAUUUAGAUUACAGUAUCCAAGAGUACUUCAUUGUAGAAUAGUCCCAAUCGAAAAAUUGACAACAUUAGUUGCAUUUGGAAGGGAAAAACCUCCCGUAUACCAUUUAGGUUCAAAAUAAAAAACAAAUAAUUUGAAAGUCACGCGCAAUUUUCGCGAAAACUUCUCGUGGACAUAUGACUGGGGGGGUGGGAGGGGUGAAUAUUUUCGCGAAACGUUUGUUCGCCACCACAGCAACUUAACUAAAUGUAUUGUAUUUAUUGUAUUUUAUGAUAAAUAAUUAAUUGUUUUUAUCAUAAGUCAUAAAAAUACAAUAAAUACAAUAUAUUUAGUUAGGUUUCUGUGGUAGCGGACAAACGUUUCGUGAAAAUAUUCACGCCCCCCUGUCACGUGUCCACGAAUUAUUUUCGCGAAGAUUGCGCGUGACUUUCAAAUUAUUUGUUUUUAUUUUGAACCUAAAUGGUAUACGGGAGGUUUUUUCCUUCCAAGUGCAACUAAUGUUGUCAAUUUUUCGAUUGGGACUAUUCUACAAUGAAGUACUCUUGGAUACUGUAAUCUAAAUACAUAUGAAAACGAAGAAGUGGCAUUUAUCGGGCAGAGAAGCGGCGAGCCAUUAAAAUGGCGGCAAUUUGACGAAAUAUCGAAGGACACAAUAUCGAAGAUAAAAUACACUGCACUGUUUCAAAACUUCAUGAAACUUGGCUGAAAUCUUCUUUAGCCAUUUAUCAUUAUGUAAAAGUACAACAACUGGAUGAUAUUUGGGUGACUCGGCGAUAAAAAGCAAACAAGACAGCAAAAUAUGGCUGAAAUCGUGGGGGGUGAGUGAAAUAAAAUGUAUUAUAUUUAAAGAAAACAACUGACAAUCCUUAUGAGAACUACAAUAAUUAUAUUGAAUUAAGCAUAGUUUUUCAUCCCAUGAUAUUUUUUUUAGGAAAAAGAACAUUUAAUUUCUGCCAAGCAUAUUAGUCAUUUCAAGCAUAAUUAGCAAUUUACCUGGGGUGGUGUGUGGUCAUUUUCUUGUAAAAUAUUAUACUUAGACAAAUUUUUCCUUCCAUUAUCCACCCCUAAAAGCAACCCUUCUAAACACUAUAAGCACUUCAGAAAGGCUGUCGUUUUGCGUUUUCGGAAGUUAGAGCUAUGUCGAUACUGCCGUUUCAGGGCGGGGUCAUUUUCAGGACUUUCGCCCCGGAUUCAGGUUUUGGCACAUAUGCCAUGUUGACCGCCAUGGUCAUUUUACCCUAAAACAGUUGAUAUUACCUGUGCUAAAUGAAACGCAUACAAACAUCUAUACAGGUCCUAGACUAAAAAAUACAAUCGUUCGAAUCAGCGUAAGAAAUUGUACUUACGGAUGCCAAAUUCAUUAAUUUGAAAGUCAAGCGAAAUUGUUGACAGAUUAUUUAACUAAUUAAAAAUGCAGUAUGUUUGAUCCUUGAUAACUUUCGUAUCAUUCAGGGGCGCCGGAGCCGCGGGGGCAGCAGGGGCAGUGGCCCCCGCUGCCCUAACAGUGCGGGGGCAACUGGUUGCCCCUUUUUGUGACAACAAAAGGAUUAAGGCAAUAUAACUAAUAAGUUAUCGUUGACUUACCGUCAUAUGUAUAAGUAUAUAUUAUGACCACGUUCAUUUCAUGGUUCAUUUACGCAUUACGCAGGCUACGUUGAUCGUCUUGUUAGUUAUAUAAACCUUCUACAUUUUUCUAGUUUCUUGACACACCUAAAUGUCUGUAGUCGAUUAGCGCAGUCAUGCUCUGGCAGACUGGCACUACAAUAACGCAUUCGCGAUAUAAAGUCUUACCUUGUUCUAGAUGGUUUUAGAGCAUUCCAGGCAGGGACAUAGCCAGGACUAGCAAUAUAUCCGUCCACAAAUGUUCGACCAGGUCUGCCGUCUGCCCCCCCCCCCCCAAAAAAAAAAAUGUUUCUCUUGGAAUAAUUUUGAAAUCAGAUCUUUAAUUUUUAUCGUCUAAAAGCGUAAAUCUUAGCAGUCAAAAGAACACGUGUAAAACUACACUCAAAACUGAAGAGCACACAGCUUGGUUACCUCACUAAAAUACCGCCGAAGUUAUUCUUAAAAUCAGCCUAAAAUACUUAUAUAUAUUUCAAAUACAAAGGAAACUGUAGCUUGUUUGCUUGUGGAUGUAUGUGCAAGGAUGUGCAGUGACUGUUUACUGUGAUGUUAUAGCAAAAUUUAAGCUUGAUACGGUUGUACUAAUUACUACAGACAAAAUCUAGAGUUUUAACAUCAACUACCAGGUUCACAAGUACCCGUCCAAAGACGGUGGACCUGUCCAAAAGACGGGUGGACGGGCCUCUGGCUAAGUCCACGUUUCCAGCUUCUUGUGAUUUUCCACCCAAGAUACGCAACCUCAUGAAGUUCAGUUUCAGUUUAGUUUGAUUAACUUCCUUGCUUCUACUAUAAAUAAGAAGCACUGAACCGUGAUAGUUAGUUGACUCAGUUUUUUUCGUUGGGAUAUACAUCGGCAUACGCAAGCAAAGAAGCAAGGAUUACAGAUUAGAGUUUUCGGUUUCUUUAUAGUACAGUGUUACAAUUAGUUAUUAUCGACUUAUUUUUCCUUUAUCUUAUUAUAUAUCAAUUUAGUUUACUCUACAUUAUUGUGCGAGUAUAUUUGCAUGAACUUCAUUUGCGUUAGCUUGCUAUUGUAACAAUAUUUUGCGCUCUUUCUGUUUUGCCUUGCACAAUGUUCGUGACCUACAUGUUAUAAUCUACUCAAUUUAUUCAUAAUCAAUUAAAAAUCUAUUAAAAACCUGAGCUAUUGUACAAUGUAUAGAAAUAUUUGGCUGCAAACUGUGAGACUUCAUCAGCUACCAAAAUAUUCCACCCAUAUACUUAAAAUUUUCACUGUUUUUUAUUUUAAUAUAAAAUUUCCCUGUUUUUUAUUUUAAUAUAAAAUUUCCUAAAUAUAAAAUUUCCCGGGGAGGAUGCCACUGGACACCUUACGAGGUCUCGCGCCUUCGGCGCUCGAGUGCCCUUCUCAAGAUUCUGCCCCCACCGCUUUUCGUAUACCAAUGGAUUCAUCUCACUUUUCUCUUCAUUUUGAUAGUAUUUUGAUCCGACAAUAAUUUAUCUUGAAGGUUUUAAAGCGAGGUUUUAACCAUAUUAACCAAGCGUACGGAUGUAGCGUACUAUAAAAUAUAUUAACCUUUACUUGUAGCACUGCUUGUAGGCGGAUCGAAUCGCCGGAAAGUUUUAUUCGUAAAACACCGCAUUUAGUACUGUGUCUGGUCUUUACUCUGUUCUUAUAAAAGCAUAGUUAGCACUACUAGUAACUGUCUUAUACGAGUUUAUAUUUCAUACAAAUGUUCCUGUACAUCGCUGUCUUUGACUUUGUAUUUCUGUCUUUGUCGGGCUAUAAGAUGUCAUUUUGACCGCUUAACAGGAUUUAUUUGGCAUUAAUACAUCUCCAAAUUCAUUAUUCUUGUCGCCGAAUCCUCAAUGCAGUAAAAAAACAGUUCCAAAAGAACGUAAACAUAUUCAUACUGGUUAAAAUAAACAGCAGCUUUGGCUUUUUUGGUAAAAUUCUUGAAUUUUCUCAAAACUCAGAGUUAUUUAUGGAUAAUUUGGGUAAAAAUUGGCAGGAGCCUAAUGCAUAAUUUGGGUAAAAAUUGGCAGCUCAUUAAUCUAUUUUGUGGCUAUCGAAGAAAAAUGGAGAAAAAUGCGAGCCGAAACCUAUACUCGCCUGGGCACAGGGUACCCCAGCGAGUAAAAAACUAUCUUGGAUUCCUUUAAAAUAAGAUAAAAUCAAACUUGCAAAACAAAACAAAAUGCAAGUUAUAAAUUAAAGUGUAAAUAUCAAAUAUUUAUCAACAUCAUCAUCAUCAUCAUCAAUUAAAAAUCUGCUAGAUUUUAGCGGAUCAUUUCCUCCACAAGAGGUAAGAGCUUAGGAACGAGGUUGGCCCUAGUGGUCAUGCCUAUAAUCCUAAGGUCCAUGACUACAGUUCUAAUUGCGUGUAUAUAUACUGUAGACCUAUUAAUCCAUGACUUUAUAGUCUUAAUAUUGAAUUUAAUUGUUUAGUUACGUGCAUCGUCAUUUCCAUUGUACGAAGUCAAGGAAGAAGAAGACUCUGGAGAGAGAUUACAUUUUGUGAAAUUUGAAACAAAGUUUAUUGAGACAUGUCUUGAUUUUAUUCAACAAAACUUGUCAAGUGAACCUGGAUCCACAGACAAGAACAGGGCAUUGAAAGUGACAGGUUAUUAUAUUUAAAAAAUAUUUUACUAGUGUUGUCAUGAACUUUCUACUGCAUGCAAUCAAUUCAAUUGUGCCAAAAGGCAUUUUGCUUGAUGAUAUUUGUAAUAAUAAAGUUACCUUUUUUAUGUUGUUCCAACCUUACAUUUUAUACUACAAUGAACGAUAAAAUGCAGUCCCAUACCUAUCGUAAGGCAUUAAUGGACCUAUUACCUAAUGAACAAAAUUUUGAUCUAGACAAGUCUAGACAAAAGCUUGAAAGAGCAUCACAAAAUUAGUAAUAUUCCGAAGUUUCGGUGCGAAAUGUUGUAAAAUGCAGAUAACAUAGCCAUGCGAAGUUUGCCGUUUUUCAGUCAUUUUAUAUUACGUGCGGGAAAUUGAUACCUUUUUUCAGAAAGCGGUUAUCGCAAAAUAUUGCGAUUUGUCAGUGGCUCGCAGAUCAAUUAUUUGCCGAUGCCGAGGCAGAGGCAAAUAAUUGAUCUUCUCGCCACUGACAAAUCACGAUAUUUUGCUCAACCUCGUUCAAUAGCAGCCUAGACCUAGGCCUUCUAGUCUUAUUUAUAUUUUUUUAAUACUCAGCGCUUUUUCACAUGAAAAGACUAGGACUAGAAUGUUCAAAAGAUAGUAAUUAAAAAAAACUGCGAACUCUAGACGAUGCAACUAUAUGAACGAAGUCGAAGGGUCUAUAGAGUAUAGUCGCUUUGGGGGCGGGGCGGAGGAAGUCAGGCUUGUGUCCUUCCUCCGCCCCGCCCCCAAAUCACCUAGUCCCAGUCUUUUCAUGUGAAAAAGCGCUGAAUAUUAAAAAUAUAUAAAUAAAAAUAGAAGGCCUAGGUCUAGGCUGGUUCAAUAGUUGUAUAAUAUCAUGCUCAUCCACAUCUAAUAAUUGUUUGUUAUUUAUAGGAGGUGGCGCAUUUAAGUAUAAGGACGAAAUCACGAAGAAGCUUGGUGUCAGGUACAAUUCGAGACGUUCCUUUAUAAAUCGAGAUAAAUAUAACAUAGAAAUUUAUGUUCCAAUGAUAUUUUCAGUAAAACAUGGAAGUUCUGACUCUAGGAUUGAUAUGCUAAAUUAGCAAAAAUUACAAAUUCGUUACAGGUGUUAACUAAAUCUAAGAAUAAUAAGAAUGAUGCCACACGCUUGUAGGGGCGGUGCUACAGUGUCCCUAUUUGAAUUGGGGGGUGCAAGUGAAAUUUUGCCAAGUCGUUUCCACUACUGCUUAUUAAGAAAAAAUUUCCGACUUAAUAUUUCUAUUCCCAAAAUUAUUGGCGCGGG
This is a messenger RNA of Paramuricea clavata, 8461 nucleotides long. NCBI's taxonomy places the organism in Eukaryota, Metazoa, Cnidaria, Anthozoa, Malacalcyonacea, Plexauridae. The record is from the annotation of a GenBank genome assembly.